Molecule: messenger RNA, 1588 nt
Organism: Malania oleifera
Lineage: Eukaryota; Viridiplantae; Streptophyta; Magnoliopsida; Santalales; Ximeniaceae
Product: peroxisomal (S)-2-hydroxyacid oxidase GLO4
Exons: 12
Coding region: 231-1325 (364 amino acids)
Molecular function (GO): FMN binding; oxidoreductase activity
Source: RefSeq, a predicted model, not a curated record
AACGUCGUCCUAACCUCUUCACUGUUGACAUUUGGCGUGCACCGAGGCGGCGUUUCACAUUACAACUAUACCCCUUUCACUGCUGACACCACUCCUACUCAUAGUACACAGCAAGUUGCCGAAAGAAGCCAUUGGAGGAGCAUUCACAUUUUCAUUUCAUUUUAUUUUUUUCUCCUCUCCUUUCUCUCUCGAUAAGGGUGGAACUUUCACUUGUUGCUGAUUCAGGAUAAAUGGCAUCCGAACCAGUCAAUGUGAAUGAGUUCCAAGAAUUGGCCCGGCAGGCCCUUCCAAAGAUGUACUAUGAUUUCUACAGUGCGGGUGCAGAGGACCAAUACACCUUGAAGGAAAAUGUGGAAGCAUUUAAGAGAAUCACGUUUCAUCCAAGAAUUCUCAUAGAUAUCAGCAGAAUAGAUAUGUCAACUACUGUAUUGGGUUACAAAAUAUCCGCACCAAUUAUGAUUGCCCCAACAGCUAUGCAUAAAUUAGCACAUCAUGAAGGAGAGGUCGCAACAGCCAGAGCAGCAGCUGCAUGUAACACCAUAAUGGUGUUAUCCUUCACAUCCACCUGCACUGUGGAGGAGGUUGCUUCCAGCUGCAACGCUGUUCGCUUCUUUCAACUAUAUGUAUAUAAGAGGCGGGAUAUAUCAGCCCAGAUGGUGCAGAGAGCUGAAAGAAAUGGAUAUAAGGCUAUUGUUCUAACUGCUGACACUCCUAGACUUGGUCGAAGGGAGGCUGAUAUAAAGAACAGAAUGAUUGUACCUCAGCUGAAGAAUCUUGAAGGUCUCUUAUCCAGUGAAGUUGUAUCUGAUAAAGGUUCAGAUGUUGAAGCUUUCGCAUCUGCACACUUCGAUGCUACUUUGUGUUGGGAGGACAUAGGUUGGUUAAGAUCAAUUACGAAGUUGCCAAUUCUGCUCAAGGGGGUGCUUACUCAAGAAGAUGCUAUAAAGGCUGUGGAAGUAGGAUUUGAUGGGAUUAUUGUCUCCAAUCAUGGAGCUCGCCAACUAGAUUAUGUUCCAGCCACUAUUUCUGCUUUAGAAGAGGUGAUCCAUGCUGUUGGUGGUAAAGUUCCUGUUCUUUUUGAUGGCGGCGUGCGGAGGGGAACUGAUGUUUUCAAGGCAUUAGCUCUUGGUGCACAAGCUGUUCUUGUUGGAAGGCCUGUCAUAUAUGGGCUGGCAGCAAUGGGGGAAUACGGGGUGAGACGGGUCAUUGAAAUGCUGAAGGAUGAGCUGGAGAUCACUAUGGCCCUUUCUGGCUGUCCUAGCGUGAAGGAUAUCACUAGAAGGCAUGUGAGGACUCCUCGCGAGAGACUCCAUUCCAUGCUCUAAUUUUCAUCUGAAGAGGGGGACUUUGGAUUAUAUCCAUUCAUAUUAUUAUGAUCGAUUCUCCUCCGUGUAUUUUAUAUGUGUACGAGCAUGUUAAAUCCAAGGGCUGUAAAAUUUGGCUCGUCUCCUAAAAUUUAAGUUCAGACAGCGUGUGGACUACUCUCCUAAAAUUGCUUUUUCCGUCUCUCCACAAUGAGUUAUUUUUGAAUCCUGCCUUGCUUUUUACUGGUUCAGUUAGAAAUAAAAAAUUAUCAGUGCUUUUAAUA